Molecule: messenger RNA, 372 nt
Organism: Peronospora matthiolae
Lineage: Eukaryota; Oomycota; Peronosporomycetes; Peronosporales; Peronosporaceae
Source: the annotation of a GenBank genome assembly
AUGCCUGAGGCACAACUUUCGAACACCCCAAAUCCGUUCGCUGAACGUGGAGGUGCGAGCGCGCCGCCAGCGCAGCAUGCAGCAUCUGGUUCUGAUGAGACUAUCAUCGCGAACCCGCUCGAUGAGCAACAACAACUGCUUGUUCAAAAAGAAGAAAACGCUCAGCGUUAUGCACAGAUGACUGCAACCCUUGAACGCCAGCGUGAUUAUGUGUUCACCCCACCCAGUGUGGAGGAACGUCUGCGUCAAGCGGCCGGCCAAACAUUGGCAACGUGGGUCAUUGGCCAUGGGCCUAAGACUCCUGAGGAGGUGGUGAGCUGCCAGGCACUUCGUGAGAGGUACCUGGAGCCGCACCUAACGACUCAAAGGUGA